AUGGUUACUGCUGGGCUUAGUCAGUGGGCUGAACCUGCCUUCUUCCCCUUCAGGACCUGUUGGCCACCAGAGGAACAGCAGGAGGAAAUGUGUGCAACUGGCCCUGGGAUCAGCCUUCCUCCCUGCAAAACCCACAGACUGGUAGAGGCUGGGCUGAUCACCUCUGCUCUCUCCUCAGCCAGCCGCAGGGAAAGGCUGGUGUUGGCCUUGAAGAAGGAAGGCCAUAUUCCCAAACUCUUACAGCUUUUCCAAAUCUGUGAGGAGUUACAGCUCAGAUGGGCCUUGCAGCAUUUGUCAGCCAUUAUGCAAGGAAUUCUGUGUCUCAACCAAGCAGCUCUGCUGGAGGUGAUGCUGUCCCAGGAUUGUAUCAAGGAUGUGGUUGGAUGCCUGGGUAUGGCACAGCCCAAAUGGCACCAGCAGCUCCUGCAGCAAACAACCCAGCUGAAGGAGCUUCUUCCCAUCCGAGACCCUGAGCUCCAGCAAAAAUUCCACCAGGUGUUCUGGGCACAGGGUAUUCAGGCUGUCCUCUUGGCCAAGGCAGCUGGGCUGGGAGAGGGUUCUCUGCCCAGCCUCACCUUCUUCGUCAGCUGCAAGAAAGAGGAGAUCUUCCAUUGGAGGUUAGUGCCUUCUGAGCUGCUCUCAAUGGCUUGA
Molecule: messenger RNA, 651 nt
Organism: Melozone crissalis (California towhee)
Lineage: Eukaryota; Metazoa; Chordata; Aves; Passeriformes; Passerellidae
Product: serine/threonine-protein phosphatase 4 regulatory subunit 3-like
Biological process (GO): protein dephosphorylation; DNA damage response
Cellular component (GO): protein phosphatase 4 complex; nucleoplasm
Molecular function (GO): protein phosphatase activator activity
Source: RefSeq, a predicted model, not a curated record